This is a messenger RNA of Parascedosporium putredinis, 3987 nucleotides long. Lineage: Eukaryota; Fungi; Ascomycota; Sordariomycetes; Microascales; Microascaceae. The record is from the annotation of a GenBank genome assembly.
AUGGCGACCGACCCCGAGAAGGGCGUCGAGCCCAAGCCGAGCUCGACCUCCCGCUCGAGUCGCGAUGGUUCCACCACCACCGACGUGAACCCUCCCUCGAAGAAACACUCUGGCGAAGGCGAAAAAGACGCCAUCGAGUCGCCUGCCGCCGGCAAGACUUCUGCGGAACGGCAACGUCCCUCCAGCAAGCAGGGCGUCGACCUGAAAAAGGUCGACACGAGACUCGUCGACAAGAAGGAAGACAACCCCGACGAUGUGUACGCCCACCUCCCUCCCCACGAGGCCGAAAUCCUCAAGCGCCAAGUUGUCACGCCUGAUGUCAAGGCUGGCAUCGCCGCCCUGUACCGCUACUCCUCGACCGCCGACCUGGCCAUCAUGGCCGUGUCCGCCCUCGCCGCCAUCGCCUCGGGUGCUGCGCUGCCUUUGAUGACGGUGCUGUUUGGCAGCUUGCAGGGGACGUUUCAAGAUUAUUUUACCCCGGGAACGGCCAUGACCUACGACGAUUUCAUGGACGAGAUUGUCAAGUUGAUCCUGUACUUUGUCUACUUGGCCAUCGGCGAAUUCAUCUGCGUCUAUAUCUCUACCGUCGGUUUCAUUUAUACUGGUGAACAUAUUAGCGCCAAGAUUCGCGAGCACUACCUCGAGAGCUGCAUGAGGCAGAACAUUGGAUUUUUCGAUAAGCUCGGCGCUGGUGAGGUUACUACUCGCAUCACAGCCGAUACCAACCUCAUUCAGGAUGGCAUCUCCGAGAAAGUCGGCAUCACUCUCAUGGCCCUGGCCACCUUUGUCUCGGCCUUUGUUAUCGGCUUUGUCAAAUACUGGAAGCUUACCUUGAUUCUGUUGUCCACCGUCGUUGCCCUGGUCCUCAACAUGGGUGCUGGCUCCAGAUUCAUUCUCAAGUACAACAAGCAGUCCCUGGAUGCGUACGCCGAGGGCGGCAGCCUUGCUGAGGAGGUCAUUAGCUCCGUCCGCAACGCCAUCGCCUUUGGUACCCAGGACCGCCUCGCGAGGCAGUACGAUUCCCAUCUGGCCCGUGCCGAGUUCUUUGGCUUCAAAGUCAAGGCCGCCAUUGGUGUCAUGGUCUCGGGCAUGAUGCUUAUCCUGUACCUCAACUACGGCCUGGCUUUCUGGAUGGGCUCCAAGUUCAUCGUCAACGGCGAAUCCUCGCUGUCCAGCAUCCUCACCAUUAUGCUUGCCGUCAUGAUUGGUGCGUUCAACGUCGGCAACGUCGCCCCCAACUCCCAGGCGUUUGUUACCGCGCUCGGCGCGGCUGCCAAGAUCUUCAACACCAUCGAUCGUGUAUCUCCCCUUGACCCUACCAACGACGAGGGCGUGAAGCCCGAGAAGAUUGAGGGUACCAUUAGCCUCCAGAAUGUCAAGCACAUCUACCCCUCCCGCCCCGAGGUCGUUGUCAUGGACGGCGUCUCGUUGACCAUCCCUGCCGGAAAGACGACUGCCCUGGUCGGUGCCUCUGGUUCCGGAAAGUCCACCAUUGUCGGUCUAGUGGAGCGCUUCUACGAUCCCGUCGAGGGCGCCGUCUUGAUUGACGGCCAGGAUGUCAAGGACCUGAACCUGCGCUGGCUCCGACAGCAGAUUUCCCUCGUGCAGCAAGAGCCUACCCUUUUCGGCACAACCAUCUACCACAACAUCCGCUACGGUCUUAUCGGCACCAAGCACGAACACUCGUCCGAGGAUGUACAGCGAUCGCUCAUCGAGGAGGCUGCCAAGAAGGCCAAUGCCCACGACUUCAUCUCGACUCUUCCCGACGGCUACGAAACUCACGUUGGUGAGCGCGGUUUCUUGCUCUCUGGUGGCCAAAAGCAGCGCAUCGCCAUUGCCCGCGCCAUCGUUUCCGAUCCCAAGAUUCUCCUUCUCGACGAGGCCACCUCCGCCCUUGACACCAAGACCACCAUCACCAUUGCUCACCGACUCUCCACGAUCAAGGACGCCCACAACAUCGUCGUCAUGUCGGAAGGCAAGAUCAUCGAGCAGGGAACGCACAACGAUCUUCUCGAGAGCCGCGGCGCCUACUAUAAGCUUGUGACGGCCCAGAACAUUGCCGCCGUCAAGGAACUUUCCGCCGAGGAGGAAGCUGCGAUUGAUGACCACCAAAAUGAACUCAUUCGAAAGAUGUCGACCAGGAACUCGGGACCCGCCGUUGACCCCGACGACGCCUUCGAGAAGCUCAACAAGACCACCACCAGCAAGUCCGCCUCGAGCGUUGCCCUCCAGGGCAAGACGCCCGAGGAGGAGAAGAAGUACGGCCUCUGGACGUUGAUCAAGCUCAUUGCCUCGUUUAACAAGCCAGAGGUGUGGCUCAUGGUCGUCGCCUGCGCCUUCACCAUCAUUUGCGGUGGCGGCAACCCGACCCAGGCUCUCUUCUUUGCCAAGCAGAUUGUUACCCUCGCCGUCCCCAUCACCCCCGCCAACGAGCACCAGGUCAAGAAGGAUUCCGACUUCUGGAGCGCCAUGUACCUCAUGCUUGCCUUUAUCCAGUUCAUCGCCUUCGCCGUCCAGGGUGUCCUCUUCGCCAAGUGCUCCGAGAGGCUCGUCCACCGCGUUCGUGACAAGGCGUUCCGAACCAUGCUCCGUCAGGACGUCUCCUUCUUCGACCGGGACGAGAACACGGCUGGUGCCCUCACUUCCUUCCUCUCGACCGAAACCACCCACGUCGCGGGUCUGUCCGGCGUGACCCUCGGAACCAUUUUCAUGGUCCUGACCACGCUCAUCACCGCCCUCGCGCUUUCCAUCGCCAUCGGUUGGAAGCUGUCGCUCGUCUGCGCGGCCACCAUCCCCGUCCUUCUCGGCUGCGGCUUCUUCCGCUUCUAUAUGCUCGCGCACUUCCAGCGCCGCUCCAAGAAGGCGUACGCCGACUCGGCCACCUACGCCUCCGAGGCCAUCUCCGCCAUCCGCACCGUGGCCUCUCUGACCCGCGAGGCCGACGUCCUCGCCCAGUACAAGGCCUCGCUCGACCGCCAGCAACGCGCCAGCUUGAUCUCCGUUCUCAAGUCCAGUCUCCUCUACGCCGCCUCGCAGUCCUUCAUGUUCCUGGCCUUUGCCCUCGGCUUCUGGUACGGCGGUACCCUGAUCGCCAAGUACGAGUACGACAUGUUCCAGUUCUUCCUGUGCUUCUCGGCCGUCAUCUUUGGCGCCCAGUCCGCGGGCUCCAUCUUCUCCUUCGCGCCCGACAUGGGCAAGGCCCACCACGCCGCCGCCGAGCUCAAGACCCUCUUCGACCGCAAGCCCGCCAUCGACACGUGGUCCGAGCAGGGCAGCCCCAUCGAGUCGGUGGAAGGCGCCAUCGAAUUCCGCGACGUCCACUUCCGCUACCCCACCCGCCCCGAGCAGCCCGUCCUGCGCGGCCUCAACCUCGACGUCCGCCCCGGCCAGUACGUCGCCCUCGUCGGCGCCUCGGGCUGCGGCAAGUCCACCACCGUCGCCCUCCUCGAGCGCUUCUACGACCCGCUCGCCGGCGGCAUCUACGUCGACGGCAAGGAGAUCAGCACCCUCAACGUCAUGCAGGCAGCAUCCGCGACAACAUCCUCCUCGGCUCCCCGCGACGACGUCCCCGACUCCGCCGUCGAGCACGCCUGCCGCGAGGCCAACAUCCUCGACUUCAUCCUCUCCCUGCCCGAGGGCUUCAACACCCUCGUCGGGUCCAAGGGCGCUCUCCUCUCCGGCGGCCAGAAGCAGCGCAUCGCCAUUGCCCGCGCCCUCAUUCGCGAUCCCCGCAUCCUCCUCCUCGACGAGGCCACCUCGGCCUUGGACUCGGAGAGCGAGCACGUCGUGCAGGCCGCGCUCGACAAGGCGGCCCGCGGCCGUACCACGAUUGCCGUGGCGCAUCGGCUCAGCACGAUUCAAAAGGCGGAUGUUAUUUACGUCUUUGACCAGGGUCGCAUCGUGGAGCGGGGUACGCACGCGGAGUUGAUGAAGCAGAAUGGCCGGUACGCCGAGCUGGUGAACUUGCAGAGCUUGGAGAAGAGGUGA